Messenger RNA from Cladocopium goreaui, 3351 nucleotides. The record is from the annotation of a GenBank genome assembly. NCBI's taxonomy places the organism in Eukaryota, Dinophyceae, Suessiales, Symbiodiniaceae.
AUGGCUACUGAGAGCUCCGUCCUUGUUCAGAAGGCAGAGGAAGGCUCACAAGCAAGCUCACACGUGGAACCUGCGAGCUCACACGUGGAAGCUGGGGCCGUGGCAGACGAGGCGCAAGUCAACUGCGCCAAGUGCAAGUCUGAAGUUCCGAAGGCGGACUGCAUUGAAAGGCCUCGUAACCGCGAGAGCUUUCGCUGGUGCUGUAAGGCGUGUCACGCCCUGUCAGUCCAGUUUCAACGAAAGGGUCUUUCCCUCCAGACACUGUUGAGUGAAGACUCGCUGGUCGAGUUUUUCAGCGCAGCGUCUGAGGAACGCCGUCAAGCUACGGAGAACAGACUGAGUUUUGCUUCAGCGCGUGCUUUGCUGAAACAAAGCAUGGUUACUGAAACCAAGCGUGUCCAGCAGGAUGGCCGCGGAGGCGCGUACCAGCCCUUGGCAUGGUACGAGCUCCGUGGCUAUGACGUAGAUGCCAUUAAGGCAAGUGCGCCCUGUGAGAAGCACGCCAUUUUGGGCGACACCUACUUGGUUCAGCUGCACCACACCAGUGACGACACCUACUACACAGAGCCGAAAGAAGUGAAGAGCAAGGGCAAGCGAGGGCUGACAGACGAAGAGAGGGAAGCUGCCAAGCGUCAGCGCUUGGAAGCGAAGAAACAUGAAGCUGAGCGCAAGGUCGCUACUAGCGCUGCCGUCAAGCUGCUGCCCGCCUUGAAGUCGGCGCAGGCGAAGCUCGCAGAGAAGAUCCACAAGCUGGGCACUGCUGCGGACGGCUUGCCGGAGGCAACUAAGGAGCAAGUGGAGAAGGCCCAGGGUGCUUUGGAGCAGAACAUCCUUGCCGCGACCAAGCUGUUGGACUGCGCCGCAAAGGGCAAGGCGGUUGACGCAACUGGUCUUCCGUUCACUAAGGACAAGGACCUGCAAGGCGUGGUCAAAGACGCCAACGCAGCCUUGCGCGCAGUGUCCGAGUAUGUGCGCGCGCAGAAGCAGCAGAAGGAGAACAUGAACCCAAACGGAUGCGCAGUUGAUAUCGCUCUCGAACCGUGGGACAUGGCGAUUGCGGAAUCCGUGCUUUCGAUGGCGUCCAUCGCCAGCCUAGCUAAUGCUAGCCUGCGGGCCAGCAAGUCCGAAGAGCAGCUUCGUGACCUAGCACACGGACCGGUUGAAUUGCUGCGGGAAAAUUUGCUACAAGUCGUUGUUCAGGAUGGCCAUGAACAAUUGGCGCAGACUGUUCGCGCCAUUACAGACAUGUUGCUGUUGUUGAAAGGUCUUCUCUUGGCCUGGGAUUGCUCCAUGUGUCCUGAAGCAAUAUUGGAGCUACCCCUACCGAAAUUUCCAAAGCACUAUCCCAACCGUGCGCGGAUCCCUGCCAGAGACAUUGACAUGUCCCCUGCCUCAUCGUCCGCGGCGCCGCGGUAUGACGCGGCCAUGGCACGCUUCAGCCAGCAAAGCAUUUGGACCUUGCAGCGGUUGCUGCAAGGAAAAGAGGCGUCGACAAAACCAAGCGGCGCAAUGAAGCGCAAGUUCUCGCAAGAGAUGGAGCCAGCUCUGCGGUGUUAUCAUCUGAUUUCAGCUCCAAACUUGGAGCCGGCUUCGCAAGACAUCCAAUUUGCAGUGGCGCAAAUUGGAGAACUUCUGCGCUAUGUAUCGCGGGUAGUUCCUUCCUUCUCCGAUUUUCUGCGGAGGUCGGGGAAAAUCAUAUUGUCGCACGACGAGACCACUGCUGGAAACGUAUUGAAUACCGAUGCGAGCCAAAAGGUGGUGCUCUUCUAUGCGACUUUCUGCGAAUUGCAGUAUAUGCACGAAAGUCCUCGUGCUUGGCUUCCAAUAGCUGCCAUCACUCACCGGCAAGUCAGCCAGGUGACUGGUGGCCUGAGUAAGAUCCAUUCGUUGUUUCUGGAAGACUGGUAUCGACAAACGCAAGAAGCGUUGACAUUGUUGCCGGGCGUCAAGAUCGCGUUGACGAUCCAUUGCCUGGUCUCCGAUCUUGACGCACAGCGUUUGGCUUUGUGCGCAAAAGGCAGCGCUGGCCUGAAACCAUGCGCGUUCUGCCAAAACGUGCUCAGUAGAUCCGCAAAAGAGACGGCAGCGAACAGUGACAACUUUGUCACGGUGCACGAGCACGACCUGCUGAAAUGCCAGCGACUCACUCAGUCGGAAAUUGAAGACUACAUGGCGCGGGCACUGCGCACAUGGCACAGUGCGACGAAGGCCGAAAGGGAUCUGCGUGAGCGGUGCCUGGGCUACAAUAUUGGCGUCGGCGGGAUGUGGGAAUCCGCUAUCGCCAAACGGGUGUUGCCGCUGCAUCGUUUUGUGAACGACAGCAUGCACUGCUAUUUCGCGAACGGCUGUUGCUCUGCGGAGAUUGUGCUGCUGCUCGCCGAAGUGAAGAAGCACACGGGCACUGACGUCGCAACCAUUCAACAAGUUGUGCUGGAUGCACAAUGGCUGCGAGCAGGCCAACAACACCGCAAUGGCGAAAACAAGCACUGGACGAAGCGCUUGUUCACAGAAUGUUUUUUUUCCGGAAACCUCUACAAAGGAGGAGCCAAACAAACCCGAGCCCUGACGUUUCUGCUGCGGUGGUUAGCCGAAAGUGUGUGGCUAUCAGUUCCCGCAUUGGAGCCCUACGCACGGUGUUUUCUCUUGCUGUGCAAGUGCGUCGACUGCAUCCGGCGUGUGGCCCAAUCCAAAAAUUAUGAAACACUCUAUCGGUUGCAGUCAGAGCAUCAAAAACUUUUUGUCGCGCUGUAUCGCGACAGUACAAGACCGAAACACCACGCAAGGUUGCACCUGAGCGAACAGUACUCCCGCUUGGAUUGCCAACGCAACUGCUGGGGUACAGAGUCAAAGCAUCGAGACUACAAGGGAGUCUUUGCGCCGACAGUCUGUCAUUUCUUGACAGAACAAAUCGGUGGCAGCCAUUUCAGCAAGCAGCUUAUGCCGCGCCUGCUGAUGCGCCACUGCGAAUUGCUGCGCGAGAACCCAAUUGCACAAUUGGGAUUUGAGCUCCGCAACCCCUUCAGCCAGCAAGAAAUCGAGACAGAAACAGACCUUGAGGGUUGCCGUGUAUCCGCCCAAUGCAGCAUUGGAAUGCUGGAACUCGCAGAAAAUGAUAUCCUCUUAUGGGGUUCCAAUUUGGCAACCGCAGCCAAGUGCCAUUUCUUCGUCGAAAAGGAAAGCAAACUGUUCCUUUACGCGACGGAAGGAAUACUAAUCAAAACUACCGCAGCACAGAGAAAUUUUCAGUUCAGAGGGCCAAAGAUAAUGAAAUUGUGGUCCGAACUGCACGCGCCAACAAUUCCAACGUGGAUCCGAAACGGCCCAGAAGAUUUCGUUCACUGCUUGAUCUGA